AUGGACAAAGCCAUGAGAUUUGUUUCAGUUUUCAGAUUUCUAAGCAUUGCAACCAUUACUACCAUUAGCUUAUGCAAUGGAAAUUUGGGUGUGCCUCGUAAACAAAAUGAGAGACAAGCACUUCUAAUGUUCAAGCAAGAUCUCAAGGAUCCUUCAAAUAGGCUUUUAUCUUGGGUUGGUGAGGGAGAUUUUUGCAAUUGGACUGGAGUUGUUUGCGACAAUUUAACCGGUCAUGUCCGUGAGCUGCACCUUGGAAAUUAUUAUUCAGAUGAGUAUCUGAAUUACAGUUUGUAUCAAGAAAACUUUUUGGGUGGCAAGGUGACAAACACACUCCCCUCUAUGCUGGUAGAGUUGCAUAUGUCCGGUUGUGAACUCAAUCAAAUACCAGUUGGUGUUGCAAACAUGACAAGGCUUAAAGUUGUUAAUCUCAGGUGGAACAUCAUCUGGGCCAUUGUCAAUCUUGACUUGUCUGCUAAUCAAAUCGAAGGGAAAAUGCCAAACUCGUUGGGAAAUCUUUGUAAGUUGACGGUUCUUGAUCUGUCAAGGAACUAUUUCAAUGGAAGCGUAUCAGAAAUAUUGGGAAGCUUUGUUGAUGAUUGGCUCAAAAAUAGUCAAAAGCAAAACUGCUUUCGGCUAGCAGACAAAUUGGAGACAAAUUAA
This is a messenger RNA of Prunus dulcis (almond), 660 nucleotides long. RefSeq names its product receptor-like protein 50. The transcript has 3 exons. NCBI's taxonomy places the organism in Eukaryota, Viridiplantae, Streptophyta, Magnoliopsida, Rosales, Rosaceae. The record is from RefSeq and is a predicted model, not a curated record. Gene Ontology annotation, molecular function: protein binding. The coding region runs from base 1 to 660 and encodes 219 amino acids.